UUGCCUGCGGUCUAGUUUCAACCUUUCGUUAAUCAUCAACCAUGGGGAUCGACUGGGUAUCUCUCUUUUUCUGCUAUUUCUCCGGAAUUCUGCUAUCCAGGGACUUCAUAGUAAUGCCAGGAAGGAAGAAGAAGGCUCACGAGGCGAGACUGAGAAGAAAAGGCUUCAUACCUGUCAGACUUAAGGUGAAGAAAAAGAUCGCUGUGCCCAAAGCAACCAGAAUGGCGUCGAUUUCCCAGUUGGAGUCGCUAGAAGAGGCGCAGCCGGGAAGUCUGGACGAGUUUCCGUUCCUGUCGGACCCCAAAACGAUGGAGUACAUCGAGGGGUCGCGUACAAUGUUCAUUAUGAGAGGGUUGCCCGGCAGUGGAAAGUCCUCUCUGGCCAAACAGAUCGCAGAUGCUUACGGCAACACUGUGGUCUGCUCUGCAGAUGACUUUCGCUACGUGGACGGGGUCUACGUCUUUGACAGAAAUAAGCUUCAGGAGAGUCAUGAGAAGUGCCGUGAGCUGGCACGGUUGUCUGCAGACAGCAGCAUCAACGUCCUCAUCGUGGACAACACGAACAUCCGCGUCUGGGAGUUCAAGUACUACCUGGAGAUCGCCAGGCGGAAACAGUACACGGUCGUUCUCGUAGAGCCGCGUACUCCCUGGAAAUGGGACGUUCACGAACUCGCCAAAAAGAAUGGUCACGAUGUGCCGGGACGGAAAAUCCGGGAGAUGGCGGGGCGGUUUGAGAUCGCAGUCCCGCUGUACUUCGGCUGGUUUCUGAAUGGCGAUGACUCUGCGAGGGUUUUGACUGUUGGAGAGCAGGUGUUGAAGCAGCUCAGCGAAGUCCGUGAGUUUGCAGAGGAGUUCAAGUGCUACAGUGAAUCAGGAACUGGCUCCCUUGAUCUGACCAAGUACUUCACUCGAGAGGCGUUCACCGGCAACAAGAACUCCAUCCACUGCACUGCCAUGUUCACCAAGUACGGAAAAGUCCCCGGUUCCGAGGCCUACACCACGUCUGAGAUGGUGGUGAAUUCCUGCGGGCAGGUCUUCAGGAUAGAGAUCGUCGGUUUCCUCAUCACCCCACGGACCUUUGGGGCACGGGUGCGGCUUACCGCGUAUCAAAAAAAACUCUGGGGUCAGGACGAUUAUGAAACAGUGAAUCACGGAACGCCUGUCAGAGGGGUGCGUUCCCGGAACAUCUCGGGUGACUCUGAGAGCUGGGAUGGAGGGUUACCUUCCUCCCCAAGUCUGUCCAACAGGUUUGCUACGCUGGGUAUCGAGGAAGAGAUUUUUGACGAAGGUUCUGCCGACAAUCUUGCCAACACUGCCACAGAACAUGAAUCUGAGGAUACUGAACGUGAUUAUAAGUUCUGUCCAACGUGGGGGUUUGGGAGACGCGCCCACAUAACCCUGGGGUGUGCUGCAGGAAUCCCCCCUGUACAGACUGGACUUGACCUCAUAGAGGUCAUUUCAACAGAGGCUAUGACCUCUGACCUCUCAGGUGUAGAAAGCACCCAUGAGAGUGCGGCCUCUGACCUUGAGAGCGUGACCUCUGAACUGUCUCUGAUCUCUGACCCUGGGAGCUUCUCAAUCAAAAAGGGCGAGGCCCGUUGCUAUGGAGACGGAAGAUGGGUGGUGUACCUCGACAAGUCAAUUCAUGUGGAUGCAAUGUUUUCAGGCUUCUAUUGAGCAGAUGUUUUAUUCUGUAUGAUAAACUUGUUUGAAAGAAUCUGUUUCAAGGUUCAAGAGAUUUCAGUUAUCAGCUGAAUGAUAACUACCGGUAUUCAUAACCUAUUCUCCAUGAUCACUUUUAACCCCUCUCCCUUCUAGUACAUGUAAUAUGUUCCAAAGUUAACAUUACAUAAAAUACAAUUUCCUCUUUUAGUAUGUGCUUGUGGCUCUGCUUGUCCUCUUGGCAAAUGCAAUUGCUUAGUCAGGAAAAGUCGAGAGUUCUCCUCCAACUGUGUAACUAAUCAGAUUUCACAUACCAUCUACCUGUAAUUAACUUCAUAAUGAGGUAGGAAAUACAAUGUUCUUGUAACAAGCCAAACCUAGAAGAAUUGUUAAGGACUCGACUAAAAAAAGUGAUUGGAAGUUGAUCAUAUUGAGAUGUUAAGCCAAUGGGAACUAAGGAGUGUGGCAGCUAGGGGUUUUCCAUGCAUUUGUUAUAAAAUUUGCCAUGCCAGAUUUGCUAUGUACAUGUAGGAAACUAGAGAAAUUAUACUAACCCAGAUAUAUAUUUACUAUUAUAUCUAAUCAUGUAUAGAACUUAUUGUAGCCGCAGGAUACUUUUGUACUGUGAAAGCAGGAAAACCUAGAAGUAGAAUAGCAAGUCAGUUCUGAGGAAAUUGUUCUUGGUUGUCGGAUUUUUGCAGGGCAAUAAUGGAAAGGGUUGGCAAAAUGUCAAUUGAAAAUAAACAGGCAACCCAAUGCUACCACAAGAGCCACAAACUCAACACACCUGGCUUGUCAACUUUCAGACAAUGAAUUUUCCAACUUUUAAUGAAUUGACAAAUGCAAAAAUUGUACAUGUACCAAAUACAAAGACAAAGACUCCCUGCAACUAUUGGUGCCAAAGCAUGAGGAUAUGAUGUUGAUUCAUACCCUGAAUGGUGCAUUGUGAUGUUACUUAAAAUAGCGUUUUUGACAAAAAAAAGUGGGAAAUCUGAGAACCAAGAAAUUAAAUAGCCUUAGUGAACAUUUACAGCUUUACAACUAACAGGAAUGACUUUUGAUGUACUAAUAGUACUGACAUCUUUUUGUGGUGAUGUAUCAAAUUUCUUAUCUAAAACCUGUAGUCUGAUUUUAGAUCCAUUCCCUUCAUCAUCUUCAAUUCAACUCAAACUCCCCCUCUCCAUCUGUGUUUCACCAAUUCUUUCCUAAUUUUAUCAUUCCAUACGUGAUGUUCUACUACAUUUGUAUUAAAUUUCACCCAUGACAAUCAUUAGAUUCAUGAGUAUUCAUAUUUAUGUUGCCAUUUGCUGCUUUCAUUGUUACCAUGUAUUGAUGUACUAUAUGCACAAUCGCUGUUAUUCUAUUUGGCAAUAGAGCCGCAAAGAAAAAUGUAACAAGGAGAAUGUAACUAUAGCAAUGCAGUUACAACUGAUUGCUUCUCAAGUAUAAUUUUUGGGUUAUUGUAUAUAAUUUUACUUUGUAUGUAUAUCAAGCUCUUUAUACAUGUAUAUGGACAUUGUGAAUUCUUUCACAGUUGCACAUAUGAGAUUUGUAAGUUUUGCCAUUUAAAGAUUUUUUGAGAUCCUAUGCUGUGUGUACAGCAUAUAUUGCUAUUUGUGACUUAAGAUUUUAUGUUAUGGUGUGGUGUUCCUUUCAUUGGCAUUUGGACAGUAUUGCUAUUUCAGUGUGCAUGGUGAUUUAUGAAGUAGAGUACUGUAAAUGCAUUUAAGUUUUCAGGGAUUUAAUUUUGCGGUAGCGGGAAAAGGAACUGUUCGCGGUGGUUUUAAGUUCGUGGUAGCACCAUGUUAACUUUAUUAUGAGAUGAAUAUGUCAAAAAUCAAGUAAGUAGAUAUUUUAUGAAGACAUAUUUUGCUCAAAUUUUCCUUAAUGUUGUGAACGGUUGUCAAAGCAGAAAAUAUUUUUACUUGUUUUUCGAGUGGCUGCUAACUACUCAGGUCUUAAUAGGUUAUUAGUUUGCUUAAGGGUUUAUGAAGAUGGUUUACGCAAUCAGAUUUAUAAUUUGGUUGUCGAGAAAAGCUUAAAAAUUGUUCAAAGCCUUCAAAAUAGCUAAAAUACUGUGCACUUGUUUGCAAUGGUUUUUGUGAGAGGUUUGUGAAAAUACUGAUGGGAUUGAGCCAGAGGAAUUUGAGCCUUACGGUUGCCAAAGUUGAUGUUUUGCUUGUUCACUGUUGAAUAAAUUUACAACUCCUCCAUACUGUUUUCAUGAA
Molecule: messenger RNA, 3889 nt
Organism: Branchiostoma floridae (Florida lancelet)
Lineage: Eukaryota; Metazoa; Chordata; Leptocardii; Amphioxiformes; Branchiostomatidae
Product: 2',3'-cyclic-nucleotide 3'-phosphodiesterase-like
Exons: 5
Coding region: 42-1676 (544 amino acids)
Biological process (GO): cyclic nucleotide catabolic process
Cellular component (GO): cytoplasm; membrane
Molecular function (GO): 2',3'-cyclic-nucleotide 3'-phosphodiesterase activity
Source: RefSeq, a predicted model, not a curated record